CUUUAUUUCAUGAUGACAAAUUCCUUUUAAAAGUUGAUUUGUGUAUGUUUUCUUAUGUUUGUUUUAUCUUGUGUUGGUUUGGUUUGGAAGGGUGUUUUUAUAUCUGAUGUCAGGGUUUCCAGAGAUGACUCAGAACAUGUUUCAGGAAGGGCUCUAUCAGGUGUUCUUCAAGGAACGCCCCCAGAUCCGCUCACUCGCAGUCUCCACAUCUGCAGAGCUCAAGGAAGCCAGACUGGUCCGCUGGUUUGGGACAGUGGUCAGCACACGUCUCCUCCUGGCCGGGGUUGUUCAGAUUUUAAGUGCUGUCUCCAGUGUUCUCUCCACCAUUUCUUAUACGUGUUUGGGUUUCAGAUGCUCUGUGUCUAUGACAGCACCCGUCUGGUGUGCCCUGCUUUAUCUUGCCACUGGUUCACUUGCAAUCGACGUACAGAGGAAACCAAAAAAGAUCAAAGUCAUGUUUCUGAUGGGUCUGAACAUUCUCAGUCUGCUGUUUGGAAUCUCUUCUUUCAUCACCUACACACUGAAGUCCACAGCACUUGGAGACGUCACUACUCAGCAGCGUAUAGGUGUAUAUGUGGUCAAGGGCAGCUGUAUUCUGUUCAUCCUCCAGUGCAUAUUUGCGGCCACAUACACAAUCUUUCUUGUUUGGAGAGGUCUGAAGUGUUCCAGCGCCCCCUACAGACAAGACUACAGCAGAGUAAUGCAGAAUACGGAUGAAUUUACAGAUCCACUGCUGGAAAGUGAACACUUUAGCCUUUGAACACUGAAACCUCUUGUGUGCAUGUUUGUGUGUGUGUGUUUAUUGCAUUCUAUAAUUGUUAUUUAAAUAUGUGAUGUAAGUGAUAUUGUAUUCUUUGAACUUGCCAGUUUUACAAGAAAUAUGUGAUAUUGCAAAUUCCUGAAUAGCUUGUACCCUACGACUCCAGCAGCAUAUGCUAGUAUGAUAUAGCCAGUAUCUGUACAUUUAUAGAGAUAAAGUUUAUAACAAUCAA
Triplophysa dalaica is the source of this 992-nucleotide messenger RNA. RefSeq lists its product as uncharacterized. The transcript has 7 exons. The record is from RefSeq and is a predicted model, not a curated record. Gene Ontology annotation, cellular component: membrane. Lineage: Eukaryota; Metazoa; Chordata; Actinopteri; Cypriniformes; Nemacheilidae. The coding region runs from base 107 to 760 and encodes 217 amino acids.